GUUUUAAUGUGUAUGAUGUGUUUUUGUGGGGUGUCCUUUUAGCGAUGUUUCGGGGAUAUCAGUUUCAGGGAGAAGAUAUAUAAAUGUAGAUGCGAUUCUAUCAGACAGAAGGAUCUAACAUCGUUGUCGUAGUAGAAUUUUGUUGGAAUAAGGGCUCCAUUAUUAGGCGGGUGUUUUUUAGGCAAUGUUGAUGGGUGAGGCUGAGGGUUAGAGAAUUGCAUAAAUCAAAUCGCACUACUUCCGAUGACAACCCGAAUUUGAAUGAAUAUUCAUGCGAACGAGAAGGGAUGUUUUCAUGUUUUCUAUAUCUAUUUGCGCUACGGAUACGACCCAGCACCAGCGCACCAGCAAUACGCCGAGUGCCGCUGCCUUUAGAAAUCUCCAUUACACAUAUUUGUAGAGAUAGCGGGUUAUCGACGAGAACACACGUUACGGUAGCUUUUCAUUCCGUUCCGUGCGGUUGCGGGUUAUUUCACCUACAGCGAUACUUUUGCAUAUAUUUCGACUAAACAUCAAAGGAGAACUCUCAUAAAUUUAUUUAAUUACCCUCGCACUCAAUUAUAUUCUGUUUUAGAUUGCAAUUAGCUGUAGCUACAAUUUAUAGGUAGCAUUUCAUAGAACAUAGAACGAGUACAAUUAGCGCAAGUUAUGGCAGAAGAACUUCGGUGAAAUCCACUGCACUGCUGCAUUUAGAUACUGCACUGCGUCCAAAGUUUCAGCUCAUCGGCUUAUGGGGGUGAAAUGAGACUCAAGUGGACAAGUGGCAAUAAUUCUACGACAUCAGUUACGAUGUACGAGAACUCUUGUUCCUACCAGACGGCACUGGAUUUGAAACGUAUCUCGCCAAGCUUAGCACAAGUGAAGACUGAAGAUUGUUUUGGAUUGGGUCAAUGUUCCCCGGAUUGGACGUCCUAUCGAUUCCAUCAGUCCACAUUCGAGCAAUUGAAACAGAGUGUAGAAAAGGCGAAGGCCGCCUUGCAAGACCGAACGAGCUUCUUUGGAGCGUCUAGUGCUUUCAGUGACAUCUAUUCAACUCAACGACUGACAGAUUCAAUAGAAUCAUCUGCCGCUGCAUCAAAUGUUAAUAAUAGUAGUAGUACAAGUUGUAUAGGAUCUUCCGUCAAUAAUGCAGUUAGUUCAACAAGUUUAGCUUUAAAUGGUGGCGGCGGCAAUUGUACGACAACAUCAUCAGCAGCGAUAGUUCAACGAUAUCGUCUGGAUCCAGUCACACAACCAGCUGGAUGUUCGCCAUCAACAAAUUCAAUAGCUUCCGGUCCAGUGCCGCCGUCGUCUUCGGCGUUGGCAGCAGUUUCUGCAUUAGAAGGACCAACCGAAACAAAGUCAAGAACAGAAAAGUCCUCGUCGGGAUGUUCGACUACUCAUGGUUCUUCAGAUAGAAGUUCGAGUAAAUGUAUAUCAGAUUCAUCAUACAAAUCAUCGUGGGGAUCACAUAGUACAUCUCAAUCACAAGGAUAUAGCUCAAAUGGACUGAGCUGUGUUGGUGUUAACAAAUCAACGCUGGACCCACAUACGCAUUUAAGACAGCCCGAUCCAUAUCAAAUGUUCGGUCCGACCAGCAGCAGACUUGCAAGUUCUGGAUCUGGACAAAUUCAACUAUGGCAAUUCCUCCUUGAACUAUUAAGUGAUUCAAGUAAUGCGGGCUGCAUCACAUGGGAGGGUACCAAUGGUGAAUUUAAAUUAACAGAUCCCGACGAAGUGGCAAGACGAUGGGGUGAAAGGAAAUCAAAGCCCAACAUGAAUUACGAUAAGCUGAGUAGAGCUCUAAGGUAUUAUUAUGAUAAGAAUAUCAUGACCAAAGUCCAUGGAAAGCGUUAUGCAUAUAAAUUCGAUUUCCAAGGAUUGGCAGCAGCGACACAACCAGCUGCAAGUGAUCCAACGUACAAAUACCAAAGUGAUUUGUUUAUGACUCCAUAUCACCACAGUGCAAAGCUGAGUUCAUUUAUGAGCCCGCAUCACGGUAUGACAUCGUCCUCAGCUUCAAUAUUUCCAUCGGCAGCAUCAUGGGGCAACUGGGGCAAUCCAGCAACGAAUCUAUAUCAGCCCCAUUCAAUGAGUCAUGUCGGCCCAUCACAUGUGGCACCCCAUUUGAGCUCCUAUCCGCACUAUGCAUGACCAUCAUCGUCGGGGGGUGGAUUUUAAAGUCAUCAUUUUCACCAUCAAAAACACCACCACCAACACCAACACCAUCACCAUCACCAUUUAAACACAUACACUGAUGAUGGCACCACAAUACCACUUACUUGAAAUGACAUAGAGCAUCAUCCAACCACUUCAUCCAACUCAAACCCCCCCAAAAAACAUUGAGUGUAUUCGAAAGGGAUGCGCUAUACAGUAUUCAAUGCUUCUACAAACUACAUAGAACAUAAUCACAGUCGAUGUUGUUGUUGUUGUUACUGUUACCUCCCCCAAUUCGCUUUCCAUCAAAGUCACAGUCACCGUCACCGUAUCGCUCGAAGGAUUCACACAAUCACCAAUCUCAAUCCCCCAUCAUAUACCUUAACCACCCCAAUCACCCAACUUCCAUCACGCCGCCGGGCCGCAAACAUAACAGCUUCGACGCGCCAUUCUGUGCUCUACUUUAAUUAUUAUUUUUCACAAAAAUGGACGAGCGAAAAAAGAAUCUUUUCAAAAAUGAUUUUAUAACAAAAAAGCGGAAAAAAUAUUUCCCUCCAUUCUCUGUUCCACAGUCGCCCCAACACCACCCCUUCCCCAUCCUCAAAACCCACCAUUGCUGCCGCCGCCUUUGCCGCCGGUUGUGUCACAUCAAUGGCGUCCAAAACCUGUAAAAUGAGAAAAGCGAACCCCUACGAAUUGAUUUUUGUACAUAGAUACCACCACUCCUAUACAUACAUAUACAGAUACAGACACUUUAACUGUAAAAGGGACAUAGAAGUACCGUAGAUAAUAUUACCUGUAUUUUAAUUGUGAAUAUAAAACAGAAAAUUUUAUAUAUAAAAUCUCUUUCUAUAUAAAUAUAUUAUUAUUAUGUAUACAAUAUAAUGUAGCUAUAUUAAUAUUUAAAUUUAUAUUAUAUAUAUUUAAAUAAAUGUUUAAUGAAUGUGUAUGUAAAACAAUUUAAUCGUGUCGUAUAUUAAAACAAACAAAAAACAAAACCAAAAUAAAUUAAUGUGAACAAAUAUAAUUCUCAGUGUAUUUUAGCAAUAUUUUAGUAGAUGAUGCAUAUAAAUUAGAUAUUUAAGAUAUUUAAAUUAAAAAAAAAAAAAACAAAGUUUGAUCUAAUCUACGACGACGUCUUAUAUUAAUUCUUCGUAAAUCAUUCUUUAAUAAAAAAACCAAAUCAAAAACAAAAUGAAAAUGAAAAACCAAUAAAUGUUCGUAAAUUGCACAAAACACAUCAGCCAUUCUCAAAUACCAAGUUAUUUGUUACAACUUAUAAUAAGGUUUACAAAAUAAAAAAAAACUGGUGAAUAUUUCAAAAAUAAGAACAAGGUAUAAAUAUACGAUUAAAUGUACAUAAAUAUUUAGAUAUUUCAAUCCAAACUAUUUCCUUUCUCUAUAGAAUAAAAUGCAGUAAGUGACAAAAGAAUCAUAAUUUUCAACACAAAAUCCAAAAUAGAUCUUGUUGUUGGAAAUUGUUCUAAAAAACUUUAAAUCCUUAUUCAGUUUUGUUAGUUAAAUUAUUUAAAUUUUCAAAAACAUUCAAUUUUUAUAUGAUUUCGAAUAUCUGCCUUUUGGAAAUAGAAUCAAUCAAUUUUUUCUUAGAUUUGAAAAUAUGUCAAUGUUCAUGGGUAUAAUGGUUUUGAUAUUACAUUGAAUUGAUUUAAUUUGGUUUCUAUAACGAUAUGUUUUCACAUGCAGGCUUUGAUUUUGAAUUUUUUAAAAUAAUGUUGUUAUAUUGACUCUUUUUUCAAGUUCACUAUCGACGAUUGUUAGUAUGACAACUAUUUUUUCCUUGCAGUUUUUGAGUCCUUGGAGUUUUAGAUCUCCGUUCAAUGAUACUUAGUUCUAACUUAUUUUUUGCUAUUUUUGUAGCACCCUACAGAUAGUUCAGUCGCAAAAUUUCUGAAAUUUUACGAACUAAAUUAAAAGAAAUAAAUCAGCUUUGGUUGAAGCGGACAUUUAUUUUUUUAUUUAGUUUUGAUAUUCUUACUUUUUUUCGAAAUAUAAAUUGAGCUAUCGUAUUUUAUUGAAUUUCGCAUUUAAAAUUAUAGUUUUUUUAUAAGUAUUCACAUGUUCAUAGAUACAUAUUCGUGUUGAACUAAACAUCUUACACGAAUAAAGACCUAAAGAUGUUGGUUUUGAGUCCUACAAUCCUCAAAAAUGAUGCGUGCAAUUUUUAAAUGAUAGAAAAUAUUAUAUUGAGAGUUUCAACAAAUCGUGUGUUCAGUAAAUUCAUCCAAAAAAUUAUUGUCAAGAUGAAAAAUGUAACAAUAUUUAUAAAACUUUAGUAUUUUUAAAUAUUCCUUCAGGUGCACAUAAUGUCAAAACUGUUUUGUCUUGUUUCCUAUAAACAGAGACUUUUAACUGCUCAUGUUGUGCAGUAUUUUUGAAAUGCAUCUCCUUUUUUUAGACUUUUUGGCAAACAGUCCAUGGUUAUGUAUUUUCUAAUAAAAUUUUAUUAAUGCACAUAAAAUUUCUUGUAAUCUGAAGUUUAGCCCAAAAUAGGAAUGAAUAUAAAAAUUAUGUCUUUGGAAGAACUAAAAGCAUUGCUAAACCGAGUUCUAUUAUCCUAGACCCCAAAUUUGAGGGUUUAAUAAAUCGAAGUUCUAUUUCAAACUCAAACCUAAAUCAGAGUUCUAACGAUUGAAAACUUCAUGAAGAAACAAUUUAGACCUCAAUGCAGUUCUAGUUUAUUAAUUAUCCAAGUUUUAGAGACUAGAACUUUGUCAAGAAAUUAGCCGUGAAAGAACUGUAUUUCCUUAGAGAAAUCAUUGGAUGUUUAUUUCGUUGUAAAACAAAGGAAACAUUAUAAGCGAAUUGGUUAAACGGUAGCAUCAUAUCCUUUUCAUGACUAAUCCACAAAUGUACUGUUUGUUUAAGAUAACUUCAGGCAUUCCAACAGAUAUUGCAAAAGAGUCUAAAAGUGGAAAACUAUGAUAUCUUGGUGGCUAAUUGUGAUCUAAAUUUAAAUAAGGUGGCGCAACAGUCCAUGAAGAACCAGGGCAGGCUAAUUGUGAUCACUUCUUUGAUAAUUAACACGUUCAGAAAGUUUUCUUUGCACAUUUUGGUUUUUUCGAUGCAUGUGGCACCCGCCAUCUUGUUAAAAAUAAAGUUCAUCCACAUUAAAAUUUUAACAUUCUAUACAUACUUAAUAAAUAAACAUAAAACAAAUCAAAACGAACAUUAACACAUUUAGAAUGAACAGACUUUUCAACUAUUAUUCUUUGAUUUGCCGAAAUUUGCCUAAAAUGUUGUUUAUUAAAGUUUCUUGUAAAGUGGUCAUCACUGAAAAUGAUAUUUCUAUGAAAUACUAAUAAUUUGUAUGCAUUUCAAAUCAUCAGAAACACGACGUUACAAGUGGUCGAUUGGCUUAGGUUUUAAAUUAAAUUUAACAAUCAUGAAGACUAAGUCGUUAUGCAAAAUACGGUGUAAUGUCGUUUGUAGAUUGCCUAUUUCCAGAUAUCGACGCGGAAUCGACAAACCUGGAAUUUCAUCAAGCCAAUAUGUUACAUCAGCAAUAUUUUCAAUUCUUCAUGAGCGAUAUAAAAAUCAAUAUCUUACUGCAAGUGUUAAACUUUCCACCAGUUGUAAUAUAGCAGUCCUAGCGUAAGUGCUUCACAACUACCCAAUAGCACUUUUGCUUUGAGUUGAGAAAUGAUUUGCUUUUCGAACCACUUUCACAAGUGUGCUUAAAGUUAUCUUUUUCUUUUUAACAGCUUAAAAACUUUAUUUUUAUGUUAAACUUGGAGGCAUUUAAUAUUUAAAUUAAAAACUGUAUAUUUCAGAAACCUGUACAAUGUAUGAAAGCAAUAUGUCCCUAAUUCGAAGUAUUUUGUUAAAAUAACUCAGAGAUGAAAUUCUUGAGAAAUGCGUUUUUCUGUUUCAAUAUUAAAAGCAUACUUGUUAAUCAAUUUUUUCACAAACAAUGCUAGUUGUAUUCCUCCCCUCAACCAAUUUAACAGUAAUAUCAAUACUUCAAGCAAUUGCUCAUCAGUUAAGCCUCGAUCCCAAUUUCGGAAGUAAUGUUAAAAGUAGGGAUUCUUUCUUUAGGCGCACUACACGAAUGUGGAAUGCUUUAAAAGUCUCACUAUUUUCGAAUCAUAAGAUGUGCAGAUGUUGAAAACUAAUACACAUCGGUAUUCACAUUCUUAUCCUGUCUUUCCUUCGUUAUUGCUCACACUGUCUUUAUUCGUAACAAUAUAUUUAAAAAAAACUCACUUUCCCAAGGUUUUCCGUUUUUAAGGUGAUAUACACCGCUAAUGUUUAUGUUGUUUUAAGAGUAAAACUGUGUUAAAACAUCAAAAAUGGUCAAUAAUCAUACAAAAAAUAAUAAUACAAAUAUUAAUUAAAUAGAAAUAAAACUACCACCAAAAGUAGGAAGCCUUACAAAUUUAUUGUCUAAUGUUUACAAGCCUAAAUUAUAUCAUUAUCAUUAUUAACAUAUUUAUAAUUCCUCAUAAUCGUGGUUGAAACCAAAUAUUAAAAUUAUCAAUUCACAUAAUAAAAAAACUAAAAAUAAAAACUAGACCCGUCAUUAAGUUCCUCCUUCUUAAAAAAAAAAACAAAAACAAGAAAUAGCCAUAAGCGGUGAUUUGAAUAAGAACAAUUAAAAAAAUUGAUGGAUCAUAAAAGUGUUAAAAAAUUAUGAAUGGCUAAUAUGAAUUAAUAAUUUCCAAUAAUUUUGAAUCACUCAAUUUUGAUUUAUUUUCGAUGAAAACAAAAUAUACCAAAUGCUAGACGACGUGGAAGCGUUCACGAGAAUAAGAAAACACACACACUCGUAUUUAUGUUAACCUUGUUUAGGACUUUUAAACACGAAUCAAAAAUAUAAUUUAUGUUAACUUAUUCUUGGUUUUUAAAAUUUGUGUUUUUAUAUUUAU
Eupeodes corollae is the source of this 7022-nucleotide messenger RNA. It is a transcript of the gene Ets65A, whose product is annotated as DNA-binding protein D-ETS-3. Gene Ontology annotation, cellular component: nucleus. The record is from RefSeq and is a predicted model, not a curated record. Gene Ontology annotation, molecular function: DNA-binding transcription factor activity, RNA polymerase II-specific; sequence-specific DNA binding. Gene Ontology annotation, biological process: regulation of transcription by RNA polymerase II; cell differentiation. The transcript is spliced from 10 exons. The coding region runs from base 742 to 2133 and encodes 463 amino acids. NCBI's taxonomy places the organism in Eukaryota, Metazoa, Arthropoda, Insecta, Diptera, Syrphidae.